CCCAGCAGUGUUUGCUUUCGUCCCAGGAAAAUGAACCUCUAAUUGCAGUGCCUGACAUGGGGGGGGGGGGUCCCGGGGGCUGCAUCGCCACUGCACCACUGAAGCCUCGGCUGCCCGAUCCCGCCGCGAUGGCUCGCGUGCAGGUGGCUCUUCGCAUCCGUCCGAUGAGCGCGGCCGAGCUGGCGGAGGGGGCCAGGCCCAUCGCCCACCGCGUGGAUGAGCAGGUCGUGGUGCUGCGAGACCCCAUGCGAGACCCCAACGAUGUCCUGCAUGCGAGCCGCUCCCGGGAGAAAUCCUACAUCUUCGACGUGGCCUUCGACUCCACGGCCACCCAGGAGACCGUGUACCGUGCCACCACCCAGGGCCUCGUCGCGGUUGUCAUCUCCGGCUUCAACGCCACCGUCUUCGCCUACGGCCCCACCGGCUGCGGGAAGACCUACACCAUGCUGGGCACCGAUGGUGAGCCCGGCGUCUGCGCCCGCACCCUGGGCGAGCUCUUCCAGGCCAUCGAGGACGCCAGCGGUGACGUGGAGUAUGAGGUCUCCAUGUCCUACCUCGAGAUCUACAACGAGAUGAUCCGGGACCUGCUGAACCCUUCCCUGGGCUGCCUGCAGCUGCGGGAAGACGCCGGUGGCACCGUCCAGGUGGCCGGCAUCACCGAGGUCUCCGCCAUCAACGCCGACGAGGUCAUGCAGCUGCUGGCGCGAGGGAACAGGCAGCGGACGCAGGAGCCCACGGCCGCCAACCGCACCUCGUCGCGCUCCCACGCGGUGCUGCAGGUCACCGUGCGCCGGCGGCACCGGGGCGGGGGGCUGCGCCACGGCCGCCUCUUUAUGAUCGAUCUGGCGGGCUCGGAGCGGGCGGCGCAGACGCAGAACCGCGGGCAGAGGAUGAAGGAGGGAGCCCACAUCAACCGCUCGCUGCUGGCCCUGGGCAACUGCAUCAAGGCCCUGAGCCACCGGGCGAGCACCAAGUACAUCAACUACCGUGACAGCAAGCUGACCCGCCUGCUCAAGGAGUCGCUUGGGGGCAACAGCCACACGGUGAUGAUCGCCCACAUCAGCCCAGCCAGCACCGCUUUCGAAGAGUCCCGCAGCACCCUUGCCUAUGCCCACCGUGCCAAGAGCAUCCGCACCACGGUGAGGCACAACCUGCUCAGCGUCUCGUACAGCGUCAUGGCUGACCUGCGCAGGGAGAUCCAGCACCUCAAGGGCCAGGGGGAUGCUGAGCCUGGGCGGCUGGGGCAGAGCGAGCACCGGGACAUCCCCUAUGUCCAGGCCCAGGUUCGGCUGCGUGGUACCCGCCCGGAGCCGUGCCGUGUGCGGGAGGAGAUGCUCGGUGCCUGCCGGGAGCAGGCAGCCCUGCGCCACCACCUCCUCCUCCGGCUGGAGGGCACCGCGCUGCGUGCCCAGCACCUCCUCGCCCUCGCCCGCAGGACGCGGCGAGGCCGGCGGUGGAGCGAGGAGGGGCAGGGGGAGCCGGACGGCCCCGGUGACGGCGAGGGGGACUCGGACACAGGGGACGAGCGGUUGGAUGUGCCGGAGCCACCCGACGUGGCCGUUGCCCACGAGAACAUCGCGGCUCUGCUGGAGGAGCAGGGCAGGCUCCGGCAGCGGAAGGCAGAGCUGGCGCGGCGUUUCUGGCAAAGCCAGCAGCACGCGCGGCGGCUGGAGGAGGCCCUGCGGUGUCGGAGCAGCUCGGAGGAGCAGCGGGAGGUGCUGGCCCUGCUGUGCCGCCUGCACCAGCUGGACCUGGAUUUGGCAGAGACACGGUCCCACACCCUGCUCGAGGGUGGCCUCCGGCACCCGCCGGCUGCCGCCGCACGACGCUUCAACCGGCACCGGGUCCUCUGCGCCCGCAUCAUCCAGCAGCAGCAGCAGCUCAUCGCCGACCACCGGCUGUCGGUGCCGCGGUCGCUGGAGGAGCUGUACCAGACCUACCUGCAGGAGCUGACGGGCGACCCCGGGGAUACCAGCACCCUCAAGGGCACAUCCCUGCCCAAGAUCCCGCAGGCGAGCGGCGCGGAGAGCCGGCCGGACUCGGACCGGGACAGCGUGCGGGCACAGAGCUGUGAGCACCCCACGCCACCGCGGCAGGGGCUUUGCCGUGACACCCUCCCACCCCUGCGCCCCACAGGGGACAGCAGCCCCCCGACCCCCGUGUUCAAGAAGACCCCGUGGGCGCAGCAGCUGGGGAGCAUGGCGGCGGUGCCCACCCCACCUCCCGGCCGUGGCACAGUGGCCCAGGCGGUGAGCACAGCCGUGUCCGUGGCACCGAAGCCCCAAGGUGGGGAUGCUUAUGGGUGCCCUGUGUUCCAGCAGUGCGUGCCACGGGCCAGCCUGAGCACCCGGCACGACUCCUCCCUGGGCAGUGGGACCAGUUCGGAGGCGGCACUGGCAGCAGGCAGGGAGCGCCGGGAGAUGUCAAGCAGCACCAAGAGCAUCGUGGCUAAGGCUGCCCAGUGUCGGUCCCGCAACUUGGAGAGCACCCACCCGCACCCACCGGGGCCCGUGGAGGAGAAGGGUGGCCCCCGGCUGCGGCACGCCGGCAGCGAGGACAGCCGGGCAGGGACGGCCACCCGCUCCUUGGGCACCAGGCUGCGGGUGCUCAAGAAGGGCGGCAGGGAGCCGGGGAGGAUGGAGGAGUCGCUGGAUGGCAGAAGGAGAUCGAGGCGGUCACGGUCCUUCGAGGUGACCAGCUGUGGGCGCCGUGCCCAUGGACCCUCUCUCCGGCAGCCGGCGACCCCCAGGGGCUCCCUGCUGCCGUCCCCAGCGCUGCAGAGCUGCUCUGAGCACGCCAUGCUGGUAGGGGUGCCGGCAGCCAGAACUGGGGGACCCCCCAGAGCCCUCCCUGCACCAAAGCCCCCGCACAGCCAGCUGCCAGGUGAGCCCCCGGCUGGGAAUGGGGUGCAGGGGCCAUCGCCCCCACCCUGUGCCCCAGCCCAGCACCCCUUCCCCAGGUGCUGGGGUCCCGUCUCUGCCUCUCCCCCUCCAGCUCCCCACCACCUCCAGGAAGGACCAGCACCCGCUGCUCGGCUGUGUCACCAGGAACGGUGCCAGGGCCCGGCAAGGACAGAUGGAGUCACCGGUACUGAGCCAAGUGCCUUGCCGGAGAGGGGCCGGAUCCUGUGCCAAGCCAGCGGGCUGAGCGCCCGUCCCGCCAGCCCCAGCACCGUGUGGCAUCCCCCGUGCUGAGAGCUGCCUGCGGCACCCCGUGCCCGUGCAGCCCCCCGGUGCCAACCCUGCUGGGGGCGAGGGGCAGGGGGCCAGGUCUCCCCAUGCCAAACGCACCCCGAGGCAGGGACCCAAGUCCCCGGGGAGGGACGCAGCCGUGCUGAGCAGUGACCCCAGCCGGAGCCAUGCGGCUGCUUGGGGAAGGACCCCUGUGGGUGCUCAGCACCCGGGGGACACAGCCACCCACCCAGCACCGCCAGGUACCGACGGGGCCACCUGGGUGCAGGGCGUCUGAAGGGGUCUUUGUCCUUCCGAGGGGUUACAUUAAAAUGAGACGUGCUGA
Harpia harpyja (harpy eagle) is the source of this 3516-nucleotide messenger RNA. It is a transcript of the gene KIF19, whose product is annotated as kinesin family member 19. Lineage: Eukaryota; Metazoa; Chordata; Aves; Accipitriformes; Accipitridae. The record is from RefSeq and is a predicted model, not a curated record. Gene Ontology annotation, biological process: microtubule-based movement. Gene Ontology annotation, molecular function: ATP binding; microtubule binding; microtubule motor activity.